Molecule: messenger RNA, 2899 nt
Organism: Xyrauchen texanus (razorback sucker)
Lineage: Eukaryota; Metazoa; Chordata; Actinopteri; Cypriniformes; Catostomidae
Product: zinc finger protein 436-like
Exons: 4
Coding region: 273-1946 (557 amino acids)
Biological process (GO): regulation of transcription by RNA polymerase II
Molecular function (GO): DNA-binding transcription factor activity; RNA polymerase II cis-regulatory region sequence-specific DNA binding
Source: RefSeq, a predicted model, not a curated record
UGAAACAAGAGCUGCAGACAGUUUGAGCGCGCAGGUGUUCAUCAUGAGAGAGCAGGUGGAUGUGAUCUGCUGUAAAUCAGUAGGAACUGAUCUGUCCAUGCUGGAUAUUGAUGAUUUCAUCACAGAAAUCUCUCAGCUGAAGAAAGAGGUGACGUCACUGAAGACAAAACUGAAGGAGAGAGAACUGUAUUCAUCCUGCACCUGUUUUGAGCGAGUUAAAGUUGAGAUUGAGCUGGAAAAGGUUUCCUGUCAAUCUUCAGUGUGUGUGACUGAUGGGACCUCCACAGAAUGUCAGGAUUCAGUGUGGAGCGGCAGAGAUCAGUCCACAACCACAGCAGCUGCUGGACAAACUCUCUGAACAGAGAUCCAGAGACACACAGGACUCACAGCUCACUUUACUCUGUUCUACUGAUGCUCAGGAGAGUGUGUGUGACAGUAAUCAGGGUGAUCAAACCUCCACAGAGUCUCUGACUUCUGUCUGUAACGCUGGAGAACAGCAGAUGCUGCAGACACCAGUGAAGAUUGAAGUGAAGAUGGAGGAGAUAAAAGAAGAGGAACACAGUGAUGAAGAUGAUGAUGAACAGCAGGUUCUGCAGACACCAGUGAAGAUGUGUUCAGUGAAGAUUGAAGUGAAGCAGCAGGAGGAGAUAAAAGAAGACGCAACAGAGGAAAAACUGAGUGAUGAAGAUGAUGAUGAUGAUGAUGAUGAUGAAUUUAUUCCUUCAGAGCUGAUGGAAGUGAAAGAGGAACAUCAAGAGCUGAAUGACGUGAAGGAGAAACUUCAGGAGCAGAAACAUCAUGAUUUCACAACUGGAGAAACAUCAGCAAACGGCUCCAAGACUAAGAAGAGUAUAUCACCAAAAAAGCCUCAAAGAGCAGCAGCUAAAAAUACUUUCACCUGCUCUCAAUGUGGAAAUAGUUUCUUAUAUAAAAGCCAGCUUAAUGUACACAUGAGAAUUCACACUGGAGAGAGACCUUACACGUGCCAUCAGUGUGGAAAAAGUUUCACGAUUAAAGGAAACUUUAAGAUGCACACAAGGGUUCACCCUGGACAGAGGCCUUACACGUGCCAUCAGGGUGGGAAAGGUUUUGCAUCUGCUGCCCAAUUAAAAAAUCAUCUCUGCUGUCACUCUGGAGAAAGACCUUAUGAAUGUGAUCAGUGUGGUAAAACAUUUGUUGUGGCAGCGUACCUUAGACAACACCUGAAAACUCACUCAAAUGAGAAGCCUUACAAGUGUUCUAUUUGUGGAAAGAGUUUUGCACGUGUGUCCUAUUUUAAAGAGCACCAGAAAAUACAUACCGGUGUGGGGGCUCACAUGUGCUUUGAAUGUGGGAAGACCUUUACUUCAGCCGGCAAUUUGAAACAGCACCAGAGAAUUCAUACUGGAGACAAACCAUACAAGUGCUCACACUGUGGAAAGACUUUCACUCAAUCACAAGACCUGAAAGCACAUGAGAGAAUCCAUACUGGAGAGAAACCAUACAAGUGCUCACACUGUGGAAAGUGUUUCACUCUUCCAGUAAACCUGAAAAGACACAAGAGAAUCCAUACUGGAGAAAAACCGUAUAAGUGUUCACACUGUGAAAUGAGUUUCACUCAGUCACAACACCUGAAAAGACACAAGAAAAUCCAUACUGGAGAAAAACCAUACAAGUGCUCACACUGUGGAAAGACUUUCACUCAGUCACAAAGCCUGAAAACACAUGAGAGAAUCCAUACUGGAGUGAAACCAUACAAGUGCUCACACUGUGGAAAGUGUUUCACUCAGUCAGUACACCUAAAAGCUCAUGAGAGGAUUCAUACUGGAGUGAAACCAUACCACUGCUCUUCAUGUGGGGAAAGUUUCAGUGCGGCAAGUACUAUACAGAAACAUGUAAAAAAUAACUGCUCAAGUAGUCACAGUGAGCAAAAAUCAUCCUCAUGUCCAACGAAAUCAAGUAAAUAGUUUGAAAUUCAGAUAAACUCAAAGAUUUCUCCCAAAAGAGCAGCAUCAUUUAAAGCCCUAUUCGGAGGGUACUAGUUUUCCCUGAGGAGGUUUGGGAAAUCUAUGUUUCACAGACUUUAUUUUAAUCCCAUCUGAAUCUGACAAGUCUGUUUUUCUCACAAAACCUCUGUAAACAUUUCAGAGCAAAUAACCUAAUGUGGACAUUUCUCCAAAAAGUAAGAUCUUUGUCCCCAUGUGCACUUGCAAACUGUAGUCUGGUAGUCUGGCUUUUUUAAGGAAGUUUUGGAGCAGUGGCUUCUUCUUUGCUGAGCAGCCUUCCAGGUAAUUUUGAUAUAGGACUUAUUUUACUGUGGAUAUAGAUACUUGUCUACCUGUUUCCUCCAGCAUCUUCACAAGGUCCUUUGCUGUUGUUCUGGGAUUGAUUUCCACUUUUCACACCAAACUAUGUUCAUUUCUAGGAGACAGAAUGCAUCUCCUUCCUGAGUGGUAUGAUGGCUACAUGGUCCCAUGUUGUUUAUACUUGUGUACUAUUGUUUGUACAGAUGAACGUGGUACCUUCAGGCAUUUGGAAAUUCCUCCUAUGGAUAAACCAGACUUGAGAAGAUCCACAAUGUUUUUUCUGAGGUCUCCUCCGACUGACUGAAAUUAGCCUAUCAGAAGCUAAUUGCUUAAAGGCUUGAUAUCAUUUUCUGGAAUUUUGAAAACUACAUAAAGGCACUGUUAACUUAGUGUUCAUAAACUUCUGACCCACUGGAGUUGUGAUAUAGUCAAUUAAAAGUAAAACAACCAGUCUGUAAACAAUAGUUGGAAAAAUGAUUUGUGUCUGGCACAAAGUCGAUGUUCUAAAUGACUUGCCAAAACUAUAACACUAUCCUGGCUUGCAAAAAAGUUAAAAUUUAUUUAUUUUCGGUCACUCGACCUUCAUCAGGCAAUUACAAACAGAGUGCAACAGC